UCCUCCUCCUGAGCAUAAACUAUUUUAAAUAAACAAAAUGACAUAGCUUGCUAUUUCAUUUGUUUCCUCCUUAAGUUGGUAGUUAUUUCAAAAGAGCUAGUGUAGAAUAAUUUAGAUUUCUCGUUCUGUAAAAGGUAGCUAACGAGCAACCUAUAGACAACUCGAAAGUAUAGUCAAAAAUAUUCUGUAAUUAGAGAAGACACCUAGCAUCAAAAUCUAAUCAUGGGGGACCCAACCUGGAGAAGAAACCAAACUAGAGAUCGACUCCGUGCUCAGAUUCGAAAGAAAAGGGAAUCUUUGGCAGACCAGUUUGACUUCAAGAUCUACAUAGCCUUUGUGUUCAAGGACAAGAAGAAGAAGUCUGCGCUGUUCGAGGUAGCUGAAGUGGUACCAGUGAUGACCAACAACUAUGAAGACCAUAUCCUGAAAGGUGUGCAGGCUUCCAGCUACUCCCUCCAGAGUUCCAUGGAACUUCUGCAGAAAGAUGUCGUGCAGUUGCACGCCCCACGCUACCAAUCAAUGCGCAGGGAUGUCAUAGGAUGCACCCAGGAGAUGGACUUCAUCCUGUGGCCGCGUAAUGACAUAGAGAAGAUAGUCUGUCUCUUGUUCUCCAGAUGGAAGGGGGCCGAGGACGAACCCUUCAGGCCUGUUCAGGCCAAGUUUGAGUUUCAUCAUGGAGACUACGAGAAGCAGUUGUUGCAUGCUGUCGGCCGGAGGGACAAGGCUGGAAUGGUUAUGAACAACCCAACUCAGUCGGUCUUCCUCUUUAUGGACCGACAGCACUUACAGACUCCUAAAACCAAGGCCACAGUUUUUAAGUUGUGCAGCCUUUGCCUGUACCUGCCCCAGGACCAGCUAACGUGCUGGGGCGUUGGAGACAUCGAAGACCAUCUCCUCCCGUACAUGCCCGACUAGGCCCAGCCGGCCUCCAUGGCUUCCACCCACAACACAAGGAAGACUUAACCCCUAAGCCACUGAAGCAAGUUGAUCUCAUCCACCACACAUCCUUCCUUCCAUUGAAUAGAACUGCUGCUUGGGUCUCUUGUUUGUUAGUUUCCAUCGUCCUGAAGCUAAUUUAAAAAAUAAAUAAAAAUCUGUAUUUGUUUUUCCUUAC
Messenger RNA from Oncorhynchus gorbuscha (pink salmon), 1114 nucleotides. RefSeq lists its product as uncharacterized. Bases 223 to 915 code for a protein of 230 amino acids. The transcript has 5 exons. The record is from RefSeq and is a predicted model, not a curated record. Lineage: Eukaryota; Metazoa; Chordata; Actinopteri; Salmoniformes; Salmonidae.